ACAAAAGGAAACGAAUACGUGUCAAGGCAAUUUGGUACCGUCAGAUUGGUUGAGGAGCCAAAAACGAACGGUUGGAUGGUGGAUUGGAUACACACGGGGCGUGUAAUCUGGAACCGUAAAGAACACACGCAGGACAAAGGCGGGUCAGGUAGCCUUCUGAUUUGGUUGGCGCCACUGAAAUCUUAAAGUCUCAAAUUCGCAAACCCCACCUCCGUUCCGUAUACACCUCUCUCUCCCUCCGUUUCUUCCUUCUAGGCUUCUUUGUUUCCUUCUCCGAUGGCGGCUUACGGCGGUGCUGCUCCUUACAGAUCAAGGGAAGGUCUUGUCACGAGGCCGGUGGCUAAUUCCGAAGAAAUCCAAUUGCGGAUUGAUCCGAUGCACGGCGAUUUGGACGACGAGAUCACCGGUCUCCGUAGCCAAGUCAGGAAAUUGAGAAACGUAGCUGAAGAGAUAGGGACAGAAGCAAAAUUCCAAAAUGAUUUCAUCAGUCAGCUGCAAAUGACACUGAUAAAAGCUCAGGCAGGGGUGAAGAACAAUGUAAGAAGAUUGAAUAAGAGCAUUGUCCAGUAUGGCUCAAACAAUGUUGUCCAUGUGGUUAUUUUUGCGCUAAUCUGUUUCUUUUUGGUGUAUCUUUGGUCCAAAAUGUCCAAACGAUGAAGAUAUUUUGAGUGCUUUUGAUGCCUCUCAUACUAUAAGAUCUCUUUAAAGGCCAAAAGAGAGUUGUUGUCAUGGACAAGUAAAUACUGGUUUCUUGUAUAUCCUUUCCCUUUAUCUGUCAGUUUACUGUAGAACAUACUGAAAACUUGGUUUGAGUUUUUUCCUUUUUUAAUUUUUUAACGAAAUGUUGGUUAAGGCAUUGGUCA
This is a messenger RNA of Ziziphus jujuba (common jujube), 863 nucleotides long. RefSeq names its product bet1-like protein At4g14600. The coding region runs from base 277 to 657 and encodes 126 amino acids. Lineage: Eukaryota; Viridiplantae; Streptophyta; Magnoliopsida; Rosales; Rhamnaceae. The transcript has 4 exons. The record is from RefSeq and is a predicted model, not a curated record.